This is a messenger RNA of Drosophila suzukii, 1492 nucleotides long. Lineage: Eukaryota; Metazoa; Arthropoda; Insecta; Diptera; Drosophilidae. The record is from RefSeq and is a predicted model, not a curated record.
AAUUUUUUUUACUUCUCCACGGUCACAUUAUAUAGAACAAACUUAAAAUGAGGCGUUUAAAUAAUUUAUUUACUUUUAUCAUGGCCAUAACCGCGUUUUUUUUCGGUAGCUUCAUAACGAAGAUACUCAGUCCUGCAGACCAAUGUCCAGCACAUACCAUUGGACGCAUCCAAUUGGAGCCGCAUCCGAAUGUGUUUCUCGUGGUGUUGGUGCUUAGUCCACCACGCAAUGCUGAUCAAAGGAACGCCAUGCGAAGCACCUGGCUCCGAACUGCUAGACAACCCCUCCAUCAGCAGUAUUAUCCUGAAGAGCUGAUUUUUCUUCCAACCUACAGCUCUAAUGGCCACUUGCAGGUGGAGUUAGUUGAGCAACAGGCAAAUCGCCUGAGGCAGUAUAAGGAUUGGCAGAAAAGAAUGAUGACAAAGGAUCUCCCAAGGACUCAAAGGCUUAUUAAAGUGAAGCACGUGUUUGCCAUUGGUACUUGGAAUAUAAGCAGUUCCAUGCAAGCGGACCUAGUGAAGGAGCAAAAUCAACACAACGAUCUAAUAAUGCUGCAACGACAUAACGACACAUACGGCAAUCUUACAAAAAAACUUAUCCAGGCCCUGGAUUUUUUGAGACACCACUACGAUUUCUCAUAUGUCAUCAAAGUGGACGACGAUACCUUCGUUAAGCUGAACAGUUUGCUCAAUGAUCUUGUCUCCUAUGAUCGAAAGUUACUUCGCAAAAGGUCGGAGUACGGUCAAUAUCCCUUACCACAGCUAUAUUGGGGAUACUUUAAUGGUCGAGCCACAAUUAAAAGGAAAGGCCUUUGGAAAGAGUCUAAUUAUUUUCUUAGCAAAAACUACCUGCCUUAUGCAUUAGGCGGUGGUUACGUUUUAUCUCGAGAACUCUGUGAGUAUAUUGCCGACAGUUCCCAACUGCUCACACCUUAUGUGUCCGAGGAUGUCUCGGUCGGAACUUGGCUGGCUCCACUACGACAUGUCUAUCGCUGGCACGAUCCUAGAUUCGAUACUGGGUACAUGCCCCGCAAAUGUCAGCCCUAUCAUAUGGUGUUGCACAAACGCAGUCUAGAAAUGAUGGCCGAUAUAUACGAUGGUAAACUCUGCAGUGGCACUGGUUCAAGCUCGUUAUCAGAAUACUUUUACGAUUGGAAAAAAGCAACUGAAAAAUGUUGUGAUAGCUUAGUGGUAUAGCUGUCGUGGAAACUUUUAGAACGAUGGACUAUAAACUAGUUUAUUCGCUUACCUGUGCUUAAUCAACCACUCCAACCGGUCGUCAUUUUCAAUAAGACUAGCUACCACAAUGUCCUUGGGGGCCACAAUAUAAAAGCGAUUCUCUUCGAUUAUGCUGCCCAGACUAUAGUCGUUUACGGUGUAGUCCUCGAAGCCCCGCAAAGUCAAACUAUCUGUACAGAUCUCUUCGCUAUUAUUCACUUUGUAUUCAAUAACGCACAACACAGGACGCAGAGCUUUGAAAGAAGGGCUCCUUU